CAUUAAACAUGACAUUUAUUUGAAAAAUGACAAUUUUCAAAAAUUCACUGAUUUUUCUGUUAUUUUCAUUUUGUAGUGCUUAUAAUGAUAUAUUUAAUGAAGAGUUACUACUUAAUCCAUUACCAAAUGGACAUAUUUAUACAUACUUCCAAUUUACCACAAAAUGGGAGGCUAAUUUAAAAGAUGCUCAGCAUAGUCAUUUGUUUCCUCGUGCAUUAGCAGAAAUCCUAAAUCAAUAUCAUGUUCGAGAAUUCCAUAUUUCUAUGACUCAAGGCUUGUGGCGGCAUGAAUAUUGGGGUUAUCCGGUAAUUGACGCACCUCCGGGUGCUGAAGUAUGGGCCUGGUUUGAAAAUGAUGUUGGCAACGUGGAUUUAAACUGGAAACGACUUAUGGAUACCUUAUCUGGUUUAUUCUGUGCAUCGCUAAAUUUUAUUGAUGGUACCAACAGUGUAAUACCUGAAUUUAGUUUUCGUCCUGAAGGUGUUGUACCAGACAAACAUUUCAAUAAAAGUAAUGUUCGCUAUGCAUCAUUACCACGUGAAGUUGUUUGUACGGAGAAUUUAACACCAUGGAAGAAGAUGUUACCAUGCGAAGCUAAACGUGGAUUUGCUUCAUUACUUAACGCUGCGCAAAUACAUAACACAAGAUAUCAUUCAUUAGGUUUGCAUAUCCGUCCUGUUUGUAGUAACAAACAAUGCACAUCAUCCUCCUUAGAAAUUCGACAAACAGUAAGUCUAGUUUAUGAUCCAGCGUUAAUGCCAACCAAACGUGAUUGGUCAUUCCGAUAUUUAUUUGGUCAAGGUUUAUUAAAUACAUGUGUCUUAGCGAACUCUAGUAUUGUUUACGUAGAUAUAACACAUAAUUUUACUAAUACGUUCAAAGUUACACCUGAACCAACUAAAAUAGAGGAAUCAUCUCGUGGUGGUUUUAAAAGAACCUACGCUGUUUACGAUUUAACCGGUAAUACUGAUCAAGUGUUUAGUAUUUCAUCAAAAUUAAAAGGGGAACCAAAAAUAAUACCAAAUUCACCCCCUCCAUUAUAUGCAAAUCGAUAUCUUGUCGGAUACGGGCAAGAAAAGGGGGGAAUUGCUACUCGUAUUCAUAAUAACCAUUGGAAAGAAUUGAAUAUUAUUUAUUUUGAACAAAUUCCAUGGUACAUUGAAAUUUAUUUGCAUACUUUACAAAUCGAAUCAAAUGGUAAAAUCAUUCAGCCAUCAAUUAUACGAUACAUUCCUGGUCAAACUCGUGAACGCCCUUAUUAUAUUGAAAUUGGUAUGACAUUACCAGCCCGAUCAAUUACUACAAUAUCCGUGAAGUUCAAUUAUGUAUUCUUAAAAUGGCAAGAAUAUCCACCUGACGCUAAUCAUGGUUUUUAUAUUGGUUCGGCGGUUAUUACAAGUGCAUUACCAUUAGCCAAAAAUUAUACGGGUAUACCGAUAGAUGGGAGUUUAAUUGCCGAUAGUUUUAAUGCCUCACGGCAAACGUAUCCGAUUCGUUUUUAUACUGAAAUAUUGCUGGUAAGUUUACCAACUCCCGAUUUUAGUAUGCCAUAUAAUGUGGUCUGUUUGGCGUGUACGGUUAUCGCAUUAGCAUUUGGACCAUUACAUAAUAUUACAACAAAACGUUUGCAAAGAAAGAAAAUUGAGGAUGUACGGAAAAAUAUAAUAUCAACAUGUUUAGAAAAAUUAAAAAACUUUAUUAGUAGGAUCGAACAACCUUAA
This is a messenger RNA of Chrysoperla carnea, 1721 nucleotides long. It is a transcript of the gene PIG-T, whose product is annotated as GPI transamidase component PIG-T. Bases 27 to 1721 code for a protein of 564 amino acids. Lineage: Eukaryota; Metazoa; Arthropoda; Insecta; Neuroptera; Chrysopidae. Gene Ontology annotation, cellular component: GPI-anchor transamidase complex. Gene Ontology annotation, biological process: attachment of GPI anchor to protein. The transcript is spliced from 3 exons. The record is from RefSeq and is a predicted model, not a curated record.